ACGCAAUUUAGUUCGCAUUUAUCUGUCGGCGUGAUUGUAUCGUGCGAGUGUUUGUUUAAUAUUUUUUAACUUUUAAUAUAUAAACUGAUAAAUGGCUUUGGUGAAUUUAAUAAAAAAUCCACUUGCCUUACGAGCUCAAAGCAAACUAUUGGCAGGAGCGAUUAACAGUGUUGCUAACUUUGCUUCUCUUCCGCAACCAAAUACAAAUCCAGAAAUUUUAUAUACUGGCAUUUUCAUUAAUAAUGAAUGGCACAGAAGUAAGUCUGGGAAAACUUUUCCUAGCGUUAACCCAACUACUGCCCAAAAUAUUGCUGAAAUUCAAUGUGCUGGGAAAGAGGAUAUAGAUAUAGCGGUUCAAGCUGCACGUAAUGCUUUCAAAUUGGGUUCUCCAUGGCGUCGUAUGGAUGCUUCAAGGCGCGGUUUGUUGUUAUAUCGCUUGGCUGAUCUAAUGGAACGUGAUCGUACAUAUUUAGCAAGCUUGGAAACAUUGGAUAAUGGCAAGCCAUUUGCUAUGUCAUACAAUGCUGACGUACCUAUGUCUAUUAAAUCUUUACGCUAUUAUGCCGGUUGGGCCGAUAAGAACCAUGGACAAACGAUACCUUUAGAUGGGGAUUAUUUUGCUUAUACGCGCCAUGAGCCAGUUGGUGUUUGUGCUCAAAUAAUACCCUGGAAUUUCCCUUUAUUGAUGAUGGCUUGGAAAUUAGGACCAGCACUAGCUACAGGCAAUACAAUCGUUUUAAAACCAGCUGAGCAAACAAGUUUAACUGCUUUAUAUAUGGCACAACUUCUUAAGGAAGCAGGUUUCCCAGAAGGAGUUGUCAACGUUGUACCAGGUUUUGGUGAUGCUGGUGCAGCUCUAUCACAACACACCGAUGUAGAUAAAGUGGCAUUUACUGGUUCAACUGAUGUUGGUAAAUUAAUACAACAAGCUUCGGGUGCUACAAAUUUGAAACGUGUUACACUGGAAUUAGGUGGCAAAAGUCCAAAUAUUAUUCUAUCAGAUAGUGAUAUGGACUAUGCCGUAGAAACAUCUCACUUCGGUCUUUUCUUCAAUAUGGGCCAAUGUUGUUGUGCUGGUUCACGUACUUUUGUCGAGGAUAAAAUUUAUGAUGAAUUCGUAGAGCGAAGUGCAGAACGUGCUAAGAAACGUACCAUGGGUAAUCCAUUCGAUGCAAAUAUUGAGCAAGGUCCACAAAUCAAUGCAGAACAAAUGCACAAAAUUCUUGGUUUAAUAAAAACGGGUAAAGAACAAGGUGCUAAACUAGUUGCUGGCGGCAAUCGACCAGAAAGUUUACCUGGUUAUUUUGUGGAACCUACAGUUUUUGCUGAUGUCCAAGAUGAUAUGACAAUUGCACGUGAAGAAAUUUUUGGACCAGUACAACAAAUAAUACGCUUCAAAAAAUUGGACGAAGUGAUUGAACGUGCUAAUAAAUCUGAUUAUGGAUUGGCUGCUGCAGUUUUCACAAAGGAUAUUGAUAAGGCAAAUUACAUUGUACAGGGAUUGCGUGCCGGUACCGUAUGGGUGAAUGCAUACAAUGUUUUAAGUGCACAAGUACCUUUUGGUGGUUACAAGAUGUCUGGACAUGGACGUGAAAAUGGCGAAUAUGCUUUAAAGAAUUACACUGAAGUGAAGAGUGUUAUUGUAAAAUUAGCACAAAAGAAUUCGUAAUAAAAUGUAUGUUAUUGGACUAUAAAAUUGAGUGUCAAAUGUAAUUUUUUAAUAAUUUUUAAUAUACAGUUUGCUAUAUAGA
Teleopsis dalmanni is the source of this 1751-nucleotide messenger RNA. Its product is annotated as aldehyde dehydrogenase, mitochondrial-like. The record is from RefSeq and is a predicted model, not a curated record. Gene Ontology annotation, molecular function: aldehyde dehydrogenase (NAD+) activity. Lineage: Eukaryota; Metazoa; Arthropoda; Insecta; Diptera; Diopsidae. Bases 92 to 1669 code for a protein of 525 amino acids. The transcript is spliced from 4 exons.